Anneissia japonica is the source of this 12798-nucleotide messenger RNA. RefSeq names its product sacsin-like. Gene Ontology annotation, molecular function: Hsp70 protein binding. Lineage: Eukaryota; Metazoa; Echinodermata; Crinoidea; Comatulida; Comatulidae. The coding region runs from base 1 to 12798 and encodes 4265 amino acids. The transcript is spliced from 6 exons. The record is from RefSeq and is a predicted model, not a curated record.
AUGAAACAAAAUAAAUGGCACAGAGCAGUGGUUCCCAACCUGGGAUUCGAAAAACAAUUAGUGCAAGUCAAAAAUGUCAACAAACUUGGUGCUUUUGGUCAGAAACCCCCACCGUUACUUGAGCAUAUUCAGAAUAUAUUGCAAAGUUACACGGACGGACAAAUUUUAAAGGAAUUAACUCAAAAUGCAGAAGAUGCUGGAGCUACAGCAGUUCAGUUCCUGUAUGACGUGCGUGAAUUUGAUACUGAGAAACUGUAUCAUGAUAGGCUUGGACCUCACCAAGGAUCCGCUCUUUACGCCUACAAUGAUGCCUACUUUAAACCACAGGAUUGGGAUGGGAUACAGAAGCCAUCGGUCAGUGGCAAGAAAAAGGAUCCACUGAAAGUUGGUCGAUUUGGAAUUGGCUUUGUGUCUGUGUAUCAUAUGACAGAUGUACCAAGCAUUCUCAGUGGAAAUUAUCUUGCUUACAUGGAUCCAACAGAAAAGAUAUUUUCACAGAAAAGUGGUAGACCUGAAACAGGCUUCCGGUUUGUGUUGGAUGAUAAAAUGCAGGAACACUUGCGUAUCGUAAAUAAUGAGAUGUAUAGUCAUCAAUUCGCACCUUACAAUGAUGUCUUUGAUGACAACACAAUCUUUCCUGGUGGAAUGCAGACAAUCGACUUUCAAGGGACACUCUUCCGCUUCCCAUUAAGGAAAGACAAAUCUGAGAUUUCGAAAAACGUUUACAACAACAAAAAAACCAAUGAGCUUCUUUCAUCAUUUUCAGACGAUGCAAGUUUGACAUUAUUAUUCCUAAAGAAUAUCGAAACUGUAAAGGUUUUUACUCGGAAUUCAGACUCUAAGAAAACUCUUGUGAUUUCAGCAACUUUAUCUGAUGAUACAGCAGACCAUGUGCGCGCAGCUAGGCUACACAUUAAUGAUGGCGUCAAAAACAAUUGGAAACAUCGUCAAAAGGAAGAUUUGGCAAAGAGUUAUAAGAUGACUAUUGACGUCUCAUCAGAUAUUAAGGAAGGAAACAAAAGCACAUGGUUCGUCUGCACAUACAUAUGUUGGCCGAAAGAUUUAGAGAUUCAGAUGAAAGAAGAGGGUCUUUCAGCUUGGGUCGGUGUAGCAAUGUCAUUGGAUUUUGUGGACGUCAAAGGCCGCACGUUCUGCUUUUUGCCAAUGCCACCAGAAGAGAGCUCCACAUCCCUUCCUGUUCAUGUGAAUGGAGCAUUUGCCGUAAGUCCAGACCGUCGCUCUAUUAAGUGGCCGAGUCAAGACAGAAUCGAAGAUACAUCAGCCUUAUGGAACAAGUAUCUUGUAGGCACGGUUCUCCCAAAAGCAUAUGCAAAGCUCAUUGUCGAUGCUGUUGACAUACGAAUGGAGAAAAGUCUACUGGCAGAAUGUAUUUAUAAAGCAUGGCCGGACAUCACUAAUCCACUAGGACACUGGGAUGAGAUGGUUGAACCAAUGAUGUGUUUGCUGAAGAGUAAAAAGGUUUUCUACACUAAAGCAAGUGGUGGAAAAUGGGUUGAUUCUAGUGAGGCAGUAUUCGAUUAUAAAUGCAGCAGACAUCCUGUUCAUAAAAUAUUAGUUAAUUUGCUGAUAAAGUUAAACAAGCCAGUCGUAACUCCACCGGACCAUGUGUACAAAGCAGUGAAACACUUCAUUGAUUGCGACGUUCAGAAGGUGACACCGAUCUAUACCAGAGAGUGUAUUCGAAAUCUUUCACUCGAUGACAUUGAUAGAAAAGAAAAGCUAAUGUUACUUGAGUACAUAUUACAAGACAAAGGGUACACUGAUCUUGAGGGUAUAUCCCUUCUACCCCUUGCUGACAAAACAUUCACUACAUUUCAAUUUCCUAGAAAUGAGAAUAGUAACAUCUAUAUCACUACGAAGCAAUAUCCAAUAGACCUGUUCUUCAAUGUAAAGGAGAAGUUUCUUGAUGACGAUAACGAUAUUAAAGAUAGUCUUCGACAACAUAUGGACAAAAUUGCGUGUUCUAACCAGGAUCGCAGAUAUGGUUUUUCACAGAUUACCCACCUUACAGUGGAUGCAGUGGUUCGUAUUGUACAAGAAACACUCCCAAAAGAGUGGCACAAUUGCAAGGAAAUGGAAUGGACACCAGGACAAAAUCAACACCCACCCACGACUUGGCUGAAAUUGUGUUGGGACAUGCUUAAUAAUGAUUUCAAGAAAAACUUGCAAGACUUCCCUCAGCUACCAUUAAUUCCAAAACAAUUGGCAGACAAAACAAUUAGACUGUUGUCCCUAAGAAAAAUAUCUUAUAUAAUAUCUGUGAGCAUGCCUUUCGGAAGUAUUGACCGUAAGGUUGAAACGGUAUUAGAAAAAAUAGGUUUAAAGGUUGUUUAUUUACAAUCAUUUACAUAUAUAGAUAAACAUCCCCAGCUAUAUUCUGAAGGGUUUGUCCAUUAUUCGAAACCGGAAGGUGUUAUAAAGGCACUAAAUGCGUUGCCAAUGUCAGAAAUGUCAAGAAGCCUUGAUCAACUUUCUCAAACAGACAAAGAGAUAUUACGAAAAUUUAUGUCUGAAAUUCAACGUGGUUCCUUUUACAAGAAUUCUGAAGAAUAUCUAUGUUAUCGUAUGUUGCCAAUUUUUUUAUCAUUUCCAGAUAAAGAGCUGUUUCCUGCUUCAAACAUCUGCAAAGUUGUAAAAGCUACGGAGCUCCCAAACUUUGCUACAACAGAGAAAAUGAUUGGAUUGUACGAUACUACUGACGACAUAAUUGCAUCUGAGCUUCAACUAGAGACUUGUAGUAGAGAUGAAGCAAUUUGCCAGAUGCUGGAUAUUGUAUCAGAAAAUGAUAUCGAAGAACUCAUAAAAUGGAUUUUUGAAAGAUGGACUAAUAAUCAAGACCCUCAUUUAGUUUCAAAACUUAAAACAACAUCAUUUUUGAAAACAAGUGAAGGUAAAAUUAAGCGACCGUGCGAUCUGUUUGAUCCGACUGAUGAAGUUGUGUCAACUCUAUGGGAUGAAUGCGAAGGGGUGUUUCCAGUAGAGUACAUCGACAAGAAUCACAUCCGUAUACUGAAAGACCUAGGCCUAAAAAAUAGACUACAUAUUACAAUAGAAGAUGUAAUAUCACGGGCGAGGAGGAUUGAAAGGUAUUGUCAAAGAAAUAAGGCACUGAGUCUGUUAAUGCUCCUUAACAAAAGGGAUGACCUUAUAUCUCCCAAUCUUGAAAAUAUCAAAUGGGUUCCUGUUCUGUGCAAACCAAAGGAGUAUCCUCUUACAUGGGGCUGUGAAGAAAUGGUGGUAAAACCGACUGAAGUCCUGACUUCAGAACACAUACUUAUCACCGGAUCGUCAAUGGCGUUGAUAGAUUCGAACGGCACAGAGUUGAACAAUAGCAUUCUGAAAAGAUUUGGAUGGGAUAAACUCCCUCAAGUGAGUUUAGUUAUUAAUCAACUGGUGACUUGCAUUGGUUUGUGGGAUGAUGGAAAGCUUGAUUUUAACAACGAAACCAAGAUCCUUCAGGAAAUAUAUACGUAUUUCCAUGAACAUUUGAAUGAUGAUAUCAAAGAAGUGUUGUCAGAUAUGAAGUGGAUAUGGCAAGGCAACAAAUUUGUGGAGGCUCAGAAGGUAUCGAUUCAGGAGAUGAGGUUUGAUAUGGCACCAUAUGUCUACCAAGUGCCGAGUGUAUUUGUCAGAUUUAAACAGCUAUUUCUGUCUUGUGGAUCCUAUCCGAAAAUAAGCACAGACGCAAUGUUGGAUAUCAUUCAGAAAAUUAAAGAUAAACAUGCAAAGACAAAUAUAAAAGCAGCGGAAGCCAAAGAAGAUAUACAAUUUGUUAUAAAAAUGAUCUGUCAUAUAGCUUCUGAAUAUGAACAGACCGAAAUAAAUACUGAUAGAAUACUGCUGCCAGAGGAUAACAGAGAUAGUCUUCGAUUGCAUCCGGUUUCUGAAAUGUGCUAUUGCGAUAUAGAUGAUUACGAAAACGAAGAACUACCUGAUGAUGACCAAUCCACUCCAGUUUAUCUUAUUCACGAAGAUAUUCCUACCAAAAUAUGUAUCCAAUUUGGCGUGAUCCCGCUUAGUAAACGUUUGGCCGACGCGGAAGAAUUCGAAGGAAUUGAACAAACCGGACAAAAUGAACCCCUUACUGUUCGCUUGCGAAAUAUCUUACAAGGCUAUGAAGCAAAUGACAUUCCAAAAGAACUUAUCCAAAAUGCAGAUGACGCAAGGGCAACAGAAAUUAAAUUUCUUAUUGAUUUCCGUCAGAAUAAAAAAUACGAAGGCAAACUUCUCGAUCCUGGAAUGGCACGAUGCCAAGGUCCAGCUCUAUGGGUGCAAAAUAACUCUACGUUUUCGAAAGAAGAUUUCCAAAACAUUACUAGGUUGGGAAGUCAGAGUAAGAUGACGAUCCGUGAAAAAAUUGGCCGAUUUGGUUUGGGGUUUAACUCAGUUUACCAUUUGACUGAUGUCCCAAGUUUUAUCAGUGGUGAUAAAAUUGUAUUUUUUGAUCCACAUGCCAAGCAUCUUGGAAAACAAAUUCGAGACAAGACAAAACUUGGGAUAAUGUUAAAUUUUUCAAGGAGCACUAAACAGCUAUCCAGAUUUAAAGGUCAAUUUGAACCGUACAAUGGAGUAUUUGGCUGCAAUCUGCAACCAACAUCCGAAUGGGAAUCUUACAAUGGAACCCUAUUCAGGUUUCCUUUAAGAACAGAAUUACAAGCCAUGGAUAAUGAAAUAAAAAAUGAUCCAUGUAAUGAUGAGAAGAUACACAAAAUCCUCAAGCAUUUUCAGAAAGAAGCAGAAGAUAUUCUUCUAUUCACUAAUUAUGUAAAAAAAGUCUCUCUCCACAUGUUACCUCAAAACGUGACUGACCCCACAAAGACUACCGAACUGUUUAGAGUCAGUACAAUACAGAAUGAAUAUUGCGUAAAAGCAUCAAUGAUUACAUCGGAUAGGGGAAAUGCUUACUUUGGUGAUCAGCGAAUCGUUACUAAACAAUGGGUAAUGCAAAAUUCAGAUGGUUUGUAUCCAUUAGAAUGUCAUGUUAAAGAGUCAGAUGCUGUUAAGAUAGCCAACUCAACCUUUGGUUUGAAACAUGGUCUGAAUCCUCGUGGAAGUGUUGUUUGUCCACUUGGUAACAAUACUUCGAAUGGACUUGUAUACUGCUUUCUGCCUUUAUCCAUACCACUUAGCAAUUUGCCGAUUUACAUAAAUGCUAGUUUUUCUCUUAGUUCAGAUCGACGGAACUUAAAGAAAAUGGGUGCGGGAGAUGAGGAAAAUUUGGAUAUUCAGUGGAACAAUGCCAUAAUGAAGAGUACAAUAACUAAAGCUUAUAUUGACCUCUUGUCAAAAGGCGAAUGUGGUAACAUUGUGUCAGAAGAUGCAGCAAGGAAGGGAGAUGUCUUUUUCUUCUGGCCAAAGAAAAAUGUCCAUCCCGAUUAUGAACUCAUUGUUAAAGAAUUUUAUCGUAUGGUUGUUGAUGGAGAUGGACAUAGCCUUCCAUUAAUAUUCCGAAAAAAUGAUCGUUGGUAUGACUUCAAACAUUUGGUAAUAAUUGAUCCAGACCUUAAAAAAAUACCAAACGUCGGAUAUCAUGCGAUGGAAAUAUUAUUACAGCUUUUGAACUCGGAACAAACUGCAGUUAUUGACAUUCCUGGAUGGCUUUACGGAAUACUUUUCUCCGAUCAUGGAAGUGCAUUAGAAAAACAAACUGUUUCCGAGGAUCUUUUUUUUCAUAAAUAUUUUUUCCCGAACAUUGGAAAGUUUGAUGAUCAAAUUACUGAUAUAAUCAUAUUAUAUGUUUUGAGAGUAAAUAAGUAUCAUGAAUUAGUACAAUCCACACCCUGCAUUCCCUCAACGCCCAAUGGAAAAAUAAGGAAAAGAAUUUCUGAAUUGAUAUCUCCUACAGGAAGGGUAUCUAAAAUGUACAGUGCUGACGAGAAAGUUUUUCCUUUCGGCCAGUACGAUGACAGUGAAAUCAUCCAAAAAUUGAUCAAGCUGGGUCUGCGAACGGAGGUACAGUGGUCAGAUGUUGUGGAACGUGCCAGAUCCGUUCAGACACUACAGGAAGUGAGUGCUGACAUUGCAGUGGAACGUAUAAAAGCUAUUGUCAACUAUACAUAUCACAAGCACAAAAAGGAUAAGAAUGGAAUAGAAUCGUUUCGUGGAACUAUUAAAUACAUUAGCUUCCUUCCGUCAAUGUUAAAACCAAAGGACUAUCCUAUAUCGUGGUCAACAGACCGAGUGAAACUGUUUUCACCCAACGAGCUGUAUACAAAAGUGAAUGGAGAUCUGGUUGGAAGCCUGUAUCCAAUAAUUGAUGAGAACAUAUUCGGCUUCCAGAAAGAUAAAUCAUUAAUCAAAUUGGUUGGCAUUUCACAACAGCCUGCUAUUCCUGAUGUUUUAAAGCAACUUGAUAAAUUGCUUGAGUGCGACAUAAUCAACUCAAAUAUGAAAAGUGUCAAGCGAAUAUAUAUCUCAAUUCUUGAAAAGAUUUACAGAGAUACACACAAUAUGGAGCAACUGAAGAGCAAGCCAGUUGUAUUUGUCGAUGACCACUUUGUUAAAGGAAGCAUAUGCGCAAGACAUGGAUUAUCUGGAAAUAUUUGCGGACUGCUAUAUAUAUUUCCAAAAGAGCUGAAUGUGUUUUGGAAUUUAUUUUGCAAAUUAGGUGUUUUGGAGAAAUUUGGAGUUUCUGAUUACAUAAAUGCAAUCUGCAGAUUAAACAUGAAAGUUCAAAACAAGCCAUUAAAUAGUAAAGACGUUGAUAAUGUUAUCCAAAUACUUACUUGCCUGGAGAAAGAAAUGCAUGAAACAUCAGAUUUGAAGGAUCUUCUUAUUCCUGAUGUUGAAAACAUACUACAUCCAGUCAAUAAACUUUGCUAUAAUGAUAUCACAUUUAUGCGGCCAUUAGAAGAUGUCAAGAUAUGUAGUGGGAAGAUCUCACAAAAUAUGGCCAAACGAUUUGGAAUCAAGGACAUCCGGACGCGUACCAUAAUGAAUUUGUCAUGUAACUUGUUCUGUGAAUUUGGUCAGCGUGAAGAACUAACUUCUCGAAUAUGCCGGAUUCUUGAAGGUUAUCCACUUGGUGUUUCGUUUCUUCGCGAAAUGUUACAAAAUGCUGAUGACGCAGGAGCUAGUAGACUAUGUCUGAUUCUAGAUCACAGAAAUCAUCCACUCAGUGGAUUGCCAUCAAAUAAUUGGAAGCACCUGCAGGGCCCUGCCCUUUGCAUCUACAACAAUGCAGUAUUCAAUGACGACGAUAUACGUGGUAUUCAAAAAUUAGGGAGUGGAAGUAAAGUGAAUCAAGCAGACAAAACUGGACAAUAUGGUGUUGGUUUUAAUGUCGUCUAUCAUGUAACCGACUGUCCGUCAUUUAUUUCUGAUGGAGAAAUAUUUUGUUUAUUUGAUCCAAACCUAGAGUACGCACCAGGUGCAACAUCAAACAACCCGGGUAUGAUGACAAAGAAACUGCAGGAAGUUCGCAAAAUAUUCACCAACGCAAUGAACUGUUAUCUGAAUGAAUUUGAGCAAGAUUUCCCACAGAGAGGUGGAACAAUCUUCAGGUUACCAUUACGUUCUAAGGACAUGACAAAGUUAUCUACAAUCAGCAGUCAGCAUAUCACAGAAAAUCGUAUUAGUGAUCUUUUGACAGAGUUUGAAAAAGAAAUGCCAGAAAUUUUAUUGUUCUUAAAGAACAUUAGACAGAUUAGUGUUCAUGAAAUCAAUACAUCUGGAGAGCUUUUUGAAAAAUAUUCUGUAGAAUCGAUGAUACACAACAGAAAUGAAAAAGAAAGAAGAAUUAUAUUCAUGGAAACAAGUUUAAAGGCUCCGGCGUCCGACACAAUCAACCAAGUAGAUUGUUCCUAUGAAAUUGAAAUAACGUGUCAUAAUUCUGAUCACAGAGAAUGCAGUCAGCGUUGGUUGAUUUCUCAGAGCUUUGGAUUUGGUAAUAAUGAUUACCGCUGUGGCCUUUCACGUCCACACCUCCAGGUAGGUGGUGUUUGUGCAUUACUACCACAUAAAGAUGUAAGCCAUAACAUUGACCAUAAGGGAAGUGUAUAUUGCUUUCUACCACUUCCUAUUAAAAGUGGUCUUCCUGUCAUUGUGAAUGGCCAUUUUUUUCUCGGACAUGAGUCGCGAAGGGAUAUUUGGAAUGAUGAUGAUGGUAAGAGUGAUCCCCGUGUCGUCUGGAACAAUACAUUGAUAACGGUUGUUAUCUGCCGUGCCUACCUAAACCUCCUCAAAGAAUUUGCAAAACGGACUGGUCUGUCGGGAUUUUCCAGUGAUGCGAUAACAGAAACAGAACUUGAGCGGCGCUUAACAGAUUAUCAUUUAUUAUUUCCUGAUCCUUCAAAGACAUCAUCAACACCGUGGAAAAUACUUGCUGAAUCAUUCUACAAACGAAUCGAUAAAAAUGAAAACGUACUACCUCUUCUAAAACACAAUAGCAGUCACACAGAAUACAUCACACCUAACGAAAUAAGAUGGUGUUCUCCAGUUGGAAACAAGUUUGAUAAAGGCUAUUUUUACAGGGUGGAUAGCAAAAACAAAGAAGAUUUGGCGUUAAGGUCUCUUUUUAUUCGCCUUGGAAUAAACGUGCUUUAUGCACCAUUCGAAAUAUAUAACUUUUUUAAAGCAGCUGGAUGCAGUGUAGACUCUGUAACACCCAAUCAUGUAUGCGAAUUUCUAUCGACUAAUGAUGGCAAAUGUACACUAGUAGAGCUUCCACAGCCUAUUGCUGAAACUACAAUGAGGAGUAAAAAAGAUCUUAAAAUUCUGAUGAAGUAUAUUUGCAAGAAGUCGAUUAAUUUACAUCCUCAUGGUCUUCCUUUAAUACUAACUGAGGAUAACUGUUUAAACGUAUGUGACUGUCAAAACCGAUCUACACAACUAAAAAUAAAUCCAAUUCCAAAUUAUUCGUGCACUUUUGGAAAAAGAAACAUAUUUUUCUCCAGAUUGGCGCAUGUUUUUCCACAAUGCAAAUAUGAAUUUCUGCACAAAGAAUUUAUGGAUUUCUUUGAUGCUUCUAAAUUUAAGUCUGUAUCACUAGUAGAUAUUGAACAACGAUUGGCUAAGCAUCUGGAUGUAAAUAAGUAUAGAGGGACAUCAUAUGUUGAUAAUGAAUCAGAGAUUGUGAAACCGAAUUGGAUAAAAAGUUUGUGGAAUUGUAUCUUUUCAUCGUGGAAUCUUACUCCCACAUUCGGAGUCGUAUCACCAAAUUCAGCCGAGGUGGAUGAAUUAAUUCGAGCAUUUAGUGACUGGGCUAUUUUACCCGUGCGCUUCAAAGGUAAAUUGUACUUGGUUCCACUUUCAAUGGCGGAUACAGUAACUACUGUUGGGUGCUUCUCGUACGAUACAUUGGCAUGUAUGAAGCUCGACUGUCCAAGGCUUUGCGUUGAACAUCUACCGGAACGUAUGCCUGUCAAUGUAUUACUUGCUUCUUCACAACAUCCAGAACGUAUUGUGUCUUUGCUUCACUUUUUACAGAAAGAUGACGAGCAAUGCUUUAAUGUGCUAGAACCACAAGAUUGCAGGGAUUUGCUGAAAUAUUUUCAAGGAAAUUUCACGUAUUUGAAGACUAACGCAAUAAUAUUUAAAUUAAAAGAGUUGAAACUGUUUGAAACUAUAUCAGGCGAAUUCGUAAGUUUAACUAAUAUGGAUGUGCUAGUGAUUCACGAUGACAUUCCUAAAGAUGAUUAUUUAAUAUGGCUUGGCAAAGCACAAACAGUGUUCAUAAAAAGACAGCUCCAGCUAGAAACGCUGUACAACAAGUUGGGGUUUGAUGGAAAAUCUAGUCUUCAAGUUUACUCCAGAUUCAUACUUCCUUGGUUUAGUUAUUUCACCGACAUUGGUAGGGAAGCUCAUUUAAAGUGGAUACGGGAGAAGUGGUUAGAUAAGAAAACAUUAUGCCACAUAGGUUUGACUUCAACUCCAAUCAUAAAGACAGAAGAGGGGAUGCAACGGGUGGAUUCACUGUAUAAUCCAGAUAUUAAGCUUUUCAAGGUUAUGCUUCCGACGUAUUCAUUCCCCCCAAGUCCGUAUGACGCGCCUGAAUGGACACCUAUGUUUCAGAAUCUUGGGCUGAUAUCAGAUGUAAGCGAAGAUUUGUUUAUAAGAUUUGCGACAGACAUUAAAAAUCUGAUUCCAAAUGAUACAAUGCAGAGCAGAGAAAAGGCAGAAGUGUUGGUGGAAGCGCUAAGUCAUGUACCAUACAACUCAUCGUUGGUAAGUAAAAUAUCAACUAUCAGUUUCAUGCUACCUGACAAUCUUGAAGUAAAAAGCUUAUUUCCUAACACAUCUAAGUGUGAAAAAUUUGAGAACGGAGUAAUGUUUCGUGGGUCCGUUUUGUCAACACAUGCACACCUCGUGUGGACAACUAAACCAGUGUUACCUGCUUAUACAUCCGAAAUCAAAGACAUAUCUAGCCAACUUGGAGUGAUCCAAAACCUGAAUGCCGAGGAUGUAUUGAUGCAUCUGAAGAACAUAUCUCCAAGCACCCAGAGACAAUUAAGUAAAUAUAAUGUAUCAACUAUCAAGCAGGUUUAUACAGACAUAUAUACAUUUCUAAAUGAACAGUGUGAUUGUAAUGACAAAAACCCAUGUCACGUAUGUCAAACUAUUUCGAAAUUGAUUCUACCAGAUUUACCUUUUAUCGUUGUUUAUGAUAGCGAAAAAUCAGUUUUUCUGGUUGAAAGUUCAGUGGUAUCUGAAUAUGUACCAAACGAAAUCAAAGAUAUCCUUAUUCCGUAUAUAUAUGAGCUCCCAAAAGACUUUGCAAAUUAUGGAACUCUCUUCAAAGCAGCUGGAAUGACUAAUAAGCUUAGUCUCAAGCAGUAUUCAUUCGUUUUAGAAUCUGUUUUUAAAAAAGACAAUACUGGUGGCCGAAACCCUAACUUUAAAAACGUUGUUGCAACAUGUGUACGGAAUAUAUUCGAGAUGCUGAAGCAUUCAAAAGAGAAAGGAAUUGAAAUAGAUUUUGAAUCUAUCGACCAUCUCUACUUUCCAAAUAAGGAGCAUGCUCUCAUAUCAACACGUGAUUUAGUUUUUGCUGAUGUCUGUAGUUAUGAAAGUCGGAUCAACUGUGGUGCUGCGAGAUUGUUUAUUGGUUUUCAAGAAUUUAAACUAGAUGAAAACUAUUUUAAGUAUCUCGACGUUUUACCACAGCGCUUGCAACUCCAAAAAAUGAGCGAAGAGUUCAGAGAAAAAAUGUUAGACGCAGAAUGCGAAGAUUGCCCUGAAUCGAAAAUUGGCCGUUGUGACAUAUCAGAUACAUAUCAAGCUGUUCUGACAUCGCAUGAGUUUAGACAAGGUCUGAUGCAAUUGAUAAACCACGAAAAAAGGCAUUUGGGCUUCGACAAGAACGCCACAGAGCAAAAAAUUGAAGCAUUGUUUGGCCCGUCACUUAAAGUGCAUUGUAACGUUAAGAUAACAACUCAAUUAUAUUAUCGUGAUAUCCUACUGAACGGUAGCAAUGAAACCACUGAUUGUUGUCUGGUGAAAACAAAAAACAAAAAUGAAGUUAAUAGUUAUGACAUUUACAUAUAUCAUGACAAACAUCCAGGGAGUAAAAUAUUCUUAAAUACACUCGUAAACAUUAUUAAUGGCAUGCUUGGAAAUGAGAUUACAGACACUUUAAGCCUACAAGCUAUCGUUACAGAACAAUCUCCGUUUACAAUCCGUGAUACUUUAAGUAAGUUGAAUAUAACAUCCUAUGAAGGUCGUCCAUAUGAACCGCCUCUAGGAGAAAGAGUGCCAAUGGAUUCUCUUUACCUUCUUUCUGAAGACCCAUUCAACACAUUUUACCCAGGUGAAAUAGUUGCGUACCAAUUGUCUGAAGUUGGUGAUGAUAGUAAAUCGAAUUACAUUUACGCUAAGAUCAAAUGUAAAAUUCCUAGCGAUAAUGUGGACAGACUCAUUUGUAGGUAUGACAUUGAUAUUGGAGAUGAAGAAGGGCCAUUCGAAGUUUCAGUUCUAGAUAUUUUUAAAUUUCGUAAACCAGAAAGAGCUAUUGGUCUUGAAGUGGUUCCUUAUGAGGGACAAGACACACAAUCCACAUCCCAUGAAGGUAUGAAAGAUGAAGUUAAAAACCAAAUUAAGAAGGAAUUGGAAGAAAUAUGGUGUCUACAUGGUCUUCAAAGGCGUAAAGCUAUCAGAAGAAUUCUUUUGAAGUGGCAUCCAGAUAAGAACGAUAAAGACAGGAAGGAAUUUCACACUGAAAUAUUCCAAUACAUUCAGAAUGUAAUAAAGGAAUUAGAAGUGGGUGGAGAAAAACUCUUGGACGCACAGGAGUUCUAUAACGAUAUCAAUAGGAGAGCACAGAGGGAUUACACAUCCUUCCACAGCAGGCAGCAGAGUGGGCAUGCUAGUGCUGGUAGCUAUUAUAGGUAUGGGUAUGAUUCGCACUUUACCACACAACAAAGAACUACACAUACUGACCUUCCAGAAGCUAGGAGAUGGUUAAGACAAGCAGAAAUUGACCUAUCGGCUGCAGAGACUGAAGGCAAUAGAUUCUGUGAGUGGAUUUGUUUCAAAUGCUCUCAAGCAGCAGAAAAGGCAUUCAAAGCCGCGCAAUAUGCAAUAGACGGUGAAAAAAUGAGAUCACAUUGCAUUACAUCAUUGGCAUAUCAUAUUAGAAGCAAAAUUGACCUGACAUCAGCAGCUAACCGAUUGGUUAAUGCUGCUGGAAACCAAAUGCGCAUGCGUUAUCCAGACAUGGUUUAUGGAAAUAAAAUACCCAAUGAUGUAUACACCAUUAAAGAAGCGGAAGUGUCGAAGUUAGCAGCUAGGGAAAUCGUAAAUGGUAUAUCUGCUCUACUGAGAUCCAGCCAUUAUCGCUAA